AUGACUAGUGUCAUGGAUGAACUUCUUACUGCUGUCAAGGCGGUUGAGAACCGCGAGGAGCUGUCUGUUUCAAAACCACCUCGGACCAGUGUUCCCACAAAAGAAGAGAAGUGCUCGAGUCACCCAAGUACAAUAAAUUCUCUAGAAGAAGUCCUACACACCCUUAAGUCAUCUCCAGACAAACGCCGUGUUGUUCAAGUCUUAGGCUUUCUUGAUCCCGCUCAAGGGCUCGGGGGUGGUUUCAAUAUAACUGCUCCAACCGCCCAAGCAGCUCAAAUUUUGCACAUUGUGAUCACAACUACCAUUCCCGACCAUUGGGGCGGUCUAGGAGAUGAAGAUUCCCCAGCGCCAGAAGGCGACCACAAACCAAAACCAAAGGCAGCAUUGCUAAGAUGUUUGAGCAGUUUGGCGGGUAUUGGAGCUCUGGUAGCUCAUCUUCGCUCGUUACUUUCCAAACAAGACUCCUUGCCAAGUGAAAAGCGCUCGGGUAACAAGAUAGUUAUUCAAGAUUUAAUAACCGUUUUGUCGUUAGUUUUAAAACCUCCCGACUUGCUGUUCAACUUGUAUGUGAAUAUUUCGAGCAAUAUUGAGCGGCCAGCCCAGAGGCAAAUCAUGUGGAAAGAGCUUAUUUCACUCCUUGCUGCGGGAAAGGUGUUAUCAGUCGCCGCCGAAAGUCUUCUUACUAUUAAAGAUAUCAAGCUGCCUGGUUCGAUUCACUGGAUUGGGGAUGGAAACAUGUAUGCAUCGUGGCUUGGCCGGUGUAUUUCCCGAAUGGCUUCUAAGGUCCAAUCAACAGAUUUAGAUUGUUGGAAUUAUUUGGCCCAGUUCGUGGGUAGAUCGCUGAGUCUUGGAUAUCCCGCCCAGGUUGUCAGCGAAAUAUAUAACACCCUAUUACUUCAAGAGGAUACCUCACCGGACCGGUUUGGUAUUCUCUUAGACAACCUUCGACGUCACGAUCAACUGUUAUUAUUCAAAUCUCUACUUCAUGAUUUGGAAAUAAGAUUUCUUGCUCCUUCUCCUAGUGUGUUGCAGAGUCCACUGAACAAAUCCAAGGCUGUCAGCGGAGUCUCAGCUGUUGUAGCGACAAUAGUUCGUGACCGCGGCUUUCUGAAAUCUCAGUUGAGCGAAUGGCUCGUAACAGGAUCCGAAAUAAAUAUAAAGGGCAUUGAUUUUCGCCGAGCACUUUUGGCAUCGUUUGGGAACCAGCAAGAUAAGGCAAUGAAAUUCGACCUUGAGCAAAUGGAGAGCGAAGAAGCACUGUGGUAUAUGAACUUGACAAAUGUAAAAGAUGAAGUCGGUUCUAUCAGCGACUUGAAGCAUAAAAUCUCUCCAUAUGCUCCAAAGAAAUCAAAACAUCAAGGGCGGAAGGCUCCACAAGUUGAUCAGCCAAAAUCAAGUCAGGAGACAUCGAAAGUUCUUUCUGUUGAAGAAGUGUCUGAGGAGUCAGAUGGCGACUUCUUAUCUUACGAAAAGCCAGAUACGGACGCUUCGGAUUCCGAAGAGGAUCCAACACUAAUCAACCGGUCAAAACCCAACUCUCCAGUAUAUAUACGGGACUUAUUAGCUUGCUUGCAGGAUACAGGUAAUGCAGAACGAUAUAACUUGGGAAUAUCAACUGCACCAACGUUAAUACGUCGCAAAGCGUCAUUUGGCACCGAAGUUGCAGAGAACUCUGAGGCGCUGGCAUUUACUCUUGCGGGUCUACAAGAUAAAUAUAAUCUGCCAAAGUUUCAGGAGUACAAGUUACAGAGCCAAAUUGCAUUACUCGUUGCCUACCCACUUACUAUGGGUCGGUGGUUCGUGCAUACGCUUUUCAACGCCGACUUGUCUCAAAGUCAGCAAUCAACGAUACUUGUCGCGCUUGGUUUGAGUUCCCGCGAACUGGCGGGGUUUGGGAAAGAAGACUCAGAUGCUAUGAGCCUCCCUCCCGCUGCGAACUCUUCGUUCCCGUCAAAGCGUCUACCUUCCAGUCUAGCAAAUACCUACGGUGACAUGAACAGCCCUAUCGACGCUAUAUCAAAAAAGCUUUCGCAAGCAACCUUAAAGCCUUUAGCGCUCCAUGCUGCGGAGUCGUUGACCGGACCCAAUGCUCUCAAGGUCCGAACAUUCUCAUCCCGUAUGGAAGUGGAGAAAAGGAAGCAGCAGAGAGAGCAGCAGAGACGGCAGAAAGCGAUUCCUAAAGACCUUCACAGAAUUCUUUCCGAUGGCUUCUUUUUUCCCCUUACUAAUGCUUUUGGAGUCUCCACUUACUUGACCUCAAUCCCCGGGUGUCUAAUUGCUUAUCGUUUCAGGUCCAGUAACGUUCACAACCCGCAACUCCUCCAGCUCUUUGUCCAAACUGUUUUCCUCAUUCUCUCAACUCUGGGCCCAAACUCUCCCAAUCUAGCCGCGCUUACGCACGAAGCUCUUGCGCUACUUAUAACUCUACACAACCUACCAGUCGCCACCGAGCCUACAGUGCUCCGCGCAAUUCUCGUUCUGUUCCUCGCGGUCGUAGAUUUAAAUAUAUCAUCUGGCAAUGUCGGUGAGGAGAGACUUGUUACUGAAUUUGUAACGCAGGUGAUGGAAAUGCGUGAAUGGGCUGAUGCCAUAUUUGAGCGCUCGUCGAAAGAAGAGGAGGAAGUGAGGAUGCUCUGUGCUGGUAUAAUGGUCAAACUUGGAGAGGUUAUAGAGCGAUACCAAGGCCGAUUAUUGGGAACGAAUCUUGGGUUUGGAUAUUAA
Messenger RNA from Histoplasma mississippiense, 2721 nucleotides. RefSeq lists its product with no specific name. NCBI's taxonomy places the organism in Eukaryota, Fungi, Ascomycota, Eurotiomycetes, Onygenales, Ajellomycetaceae. Gene Ontology annotation, molecular function: Hsp90 protein binding; telomeric repeat DNA binding. Gene Ontology annotation, biological process: protein stabilization; telomere maintenance via telomerase. The record is from RefSeq and is a predicted model, not a curated record. The transcript has 6 exons. The coding region runs from base 1 to 2721 and encodes 906 amino acids. Gene Ontology annotation, cellular component: cytosol.